AUGCCCAAGAAGGACACACCAAAGGACAAGAAGAGGUUUAUGGAGGAUAGUGUUGACUGGCUUCGAAAGAACACACCAGAUACAUCCAAGCUUGAUGAACCAACCCUUGACAGUCUGUUGCAGGUUCCAGGUGCACCUAUGCCUUCUGGAGUUGUGCCUCGUGAGGAUAAGAAGAAGGGUGUUGAGGAUGUGUUUGAUUGGCUCAGGAAGAAUGGCGCCCCUGAGGAAGAGCUGGAUGAAGCCACUCUUGAAGCCCUCUCAGAUUUGACUGGUGUUACAAUGCCCAAGAAGAAGACCCCUGAAGCAAAGAAGAAGCUCGUGGAUGAUGCUGUUGACUGGUUGAGAAAGAACCAACCUGAUACGGCGAAGCAGAUGAAACCGCAACUCCUUGACAGAGCUUGA
Seminavis robusta is the source of this 402-nucleotide messenger RNA. Lineage: Eukaryota; Bacillariophyta; Bacillariophyceae; Naviculales; Naviculaceae. The record is from the annotation of a GenBank genome assembly.